CCAUUCACUUGUUGCAUUCAAAGGGCAAAAUAUUUCAGCCCCUUCCUGCCCAGCAAAACCCUGGUGAAGUCACCGGGAAUUUAGGAGGGAGUAAAACAAACAACGCGUUUAGCCUGACAGCCUGGUAAUUAAGCCCUGCAUCUUUGCACUAGCUAGUAAUUUUAGGGCCAGCUGGAGUAAAACAUCCCCAUGUGGGAUUUUAGCUCCCGUUCUCCAUGGAGAGGUAGGAUGCCGAGUCCGACCCCGUCACUCCAUCGUCCCUUAUGCUCAGUGCUCGGGGACGGGUGUGUAAAAGAGACGUGCUGAAGAUGACAGUCCCUUCCCGCCGCCCCUGCAGGAGCCUGCGAGCUCAGGCGCUGCACUUCGGGAGGAGCAGCGGCGAUUCCCCCGCGCCCGGGGAGGGGGCUCGCUCCAGACGAGCCUGAGGGAGUCUUUAAAAGGACUUCUCGGAGCUGGAAAGGAGCGAGAUCAAGGGAGGAAAUGCGGCUCUCCUGUGAUACCCCCUUCCCUUCUCCGUGGGCACAGAGCGGGUGCUCCCAGCCCCUCCCAGGAGCCGCCGCUCCCCUCGCAAGGCGCAGACCCCGCACCCGUGGCAGGGGGCCGGGCACAGCAGCGGGACCGGCAGCACAGCGGGACGACAGAGCGAGGGCUUGGUGGCCGGAGUGGAUCUGCACUGCUGGUGUGGGGUGCACCCCGAGCCAGAGACCUUGCACCUUGGGAGGUCCCCCCCGAGACUCCUCUCCGGGAGCUGCUCCACUUCGCGCAUCAAGAGAAGCUGUUACUGAGCUUGGUCUGACCCGGGGCUCUCCUGGAAGGAGUGACGGAGCCAAAGGGAUCUGUGGUCAUUUCAGCUCUCCCUCAGCCUUGGAGGAGAUGCAGCCCAUACUGAACUGAACUGGUUGAGCCCAUACUCCUCAACUGAACUGGUUUUGAAUCUGUCACACCCCUGAAAUCAGUUGGAUUGCAGAGGAGAACGGGGUGGAAGAGAAAUGUUUUGACAAAAACCCCAGUUACGGUGAUGUGCCAGUGCAGACAUCGGAGUUUAGCCCCAGCCUCGCCUGCCUGGGUGUGAGCACGGAGAUGUUGGGCUCCACACUUUCCUCUGGCUGAAGUUGCUUAAAUCAACUGAUAUGGGAGCAAAAUCAGAAGCAUGUGAUUUACACGACUGUUUGUGUGACAGGACCAGCUCAGCCGAAGAACAAGACGCCCAUGAAGUUUAAUCUCUCUUAGCCUUAAAAGAAAAACUGAGGAGUAAAAGUUAUGGAUCCUUUAUACUUUUCCAGCACGUUUAGCACAGAAGCUGGCUCCAGCGAUGUGAAUUCCUCACUGCUCACAAAUGUGACAGAGAACGGGACGCUCUCAGAGCAGCCCUCAUUCAAAUACAUCCACAAAGUCCUCAUUCCCAUCUGUUACCUCCUCGUAUGUGCGGUUGGACUCAGCGGCAACACAUUGGUCAUUUACGUGGUUUUGCGCUAUGCCAAGAUGAAAACUGUCACCAACAUAUACAUCUUGAAUUUAGCUGUUGCUGACGUACUCUUCAUGCUGGGCCUGCCCUUCCUGGCCACCCAGAAUGCCAUCUCCUAUUGGCCUUUUGGCUCCUUUUUGUGCAGGCUGGUUAUGACUGUAGAUGGUAUUAACCAAUUCACUAGUAUUUUUUGUUUGACUGUGAUGAGCAUGGACCGCUACCUGGCAGUAGUUCACCCCAUUAAAUCAACCAAGUGGAGACGUCCCAGGGUGGCCAAGCUCAUCAGCAUGACUGUCUGGACAUUCUCGUUCUUGGUGGUGCUUCCAGUGAUCAUCUUUUCAGAUGUGCAGGAAGACUUUCAGACCUGCAACAUGAACUGGCCAGAGCCUGUCAACAUCUGGUCAGCAGCGUUCAUAAUUUACACAUCGGUCCUUGGUUUUUUUGGUCCUUUGUUGGUGAUCUGUCUCUGCUACUUGCUGAUCGUGAUUAAAGUCAAAUCUUCGGGGAUCCGAGUUGGGUCUACGAGGCGCAGGAGAUCAGAGAGGAAGGUGACCAGGAUGGUGGUGAUCAUUGUGGUGGUCUUUGUGUUUUGCUGGCUCCCAUUUUACAUGAUGAACAUUGUCAAUUUGAUAUUUAUACUGCCAGAAGACCCUGUGUUGGUAGGGGUGUACUUCUUUGUGGUGGUCCUGUCCUAUGCAAACAGCUGUGCCAACCCCAUUCUUUAUGGAUUUCUUUCUGACAACUUCAAGCAGAGUUUUCAGAAAGUCCUUUGCCUCCGAAAGGGCAACGGCGUAGAGGAUGGUGACCCCAUUGAACACAGGCAAGAGAACAGCAGCCGCUUGCAGGAAUCCAUGUUAACCCAGAGAAAUAUUGAAUUCAACGGACAUAUGCAGACUAGCAAGGUCUAAGGGCAUGGUUUCGUACUGCAUGUAGUACCUGUAGACCUGGAGAAUUUGGGGACUUAAAGGAGAAAUGAAUUCAUAGCAAAGCUAGAAUCUGGAGACCCACAAACUCAAAUACAUGUAUAUAGACUUCUCUUUACUCCCCUCCGUUUCCCAGCUAAAAGUGUUAUGGGUUAUACUGGGCUGUGUGAGGCUCUUAUGGUGUUUUAGCUAAGUCAGACGUGUGUUACCACUUUCUGUAUUCCAGAGAACUGAUUUACUGGUAUACACUGCUGGCUUUGUAAUGCUCUAUUGAUGCAAAACAACACUAAACCUGUUUUAACUACCUUGUUAAGCUGAGUUUAUGGCUGCUUUGCACUGUUGGGAUCAGCUCAAAGCAGAAAAAUGCUCAGAUAAUAUCUUUGGAAGUCUUCAAGGAGAUCUCUUAAAAGAAAAACACUAUUUCUUAAGAGGAAGAUUCAUACAAAAAAGGCCACAGCACUGAUCUUAAAAUUGUGUACGAGCCAUGGUUAUAAAGUGCUGUGUAGUCCAUUUAGAUCGUUUUACUGUCAUUAACCCAUAUAAGAGAUUCAUAGUAUUCAUGAAUCUUUCAAACACAAUAAGAAAGAAUAAAAACAAGACGAGGAAAACAUUGUCGAAAGGAUUCAAUGUAUUCAUAAUACUUUCACAUUCUAAACCAAACUGCAUAUAAAAUGUAAUGUAACCACUUUAUUAUUAUGUAAGUGACGAUGAUUGUGAAGUCCUGGAAAGCUGUUGUGUAUAUUUAUUGGUUCUGAAUGUAAGUAUGGACAUGAAUAUAAACUGUAUUUUCAGAAAUUAAAACAAGU
Chroicocephalus ridibundus (black-headed gull) is the source of this 3194-nucleotide messenger RNA. RefSeq names its product somatostatin receptor 5 (gene SSTR5). Bases 1261 to 2373 code for a protein of 370 amino acids. NCBI's taxonomy places the organism in Eukaryota, Metazoa, Chordata, Aves, Charadriiformes, Laridae. Gene Ontology annotation, biological process: neuropeptide signaling pathway; cellular response to glucocorticoid stimulus; regulation of insulin secretion. Gene Ontology annotation, molecular function: neuropeptide binding; somatostatin receptor activity. Gene Ontology annotation, cellular component: plasma membrane; neuron projection. The record is from RefSeq and is a predicted model, not a curated record. The transcript is spliced from 3 exons.